Molecule: messenger RNA, 2137 nt
Organism: Strongylocentrotus purpuratus (purple sea urchin)
Lineage: Eukaryota; Metazoa; Echinodermata; Echinoidea; Camarodonta; Strongylocentrotidae
Exons: 12
Coding region: 203-2137 (644 amino acids)
Biological process (GO): netrin-activated signaling pathway
Cellular component (GO): membrane
Molecular function (GO): netrin receptor activity
Source: RefSeq, a predicted model, not a curated record
AUUUAUAUAUUGGUAUAUCAUUCCAACGACUAUCCCGAUCUGAAUUUACAGUUACUUUGUCGAUUAUAUCUGAUCUUAUUAUUGUGUCAUUUUCCUUUGUUAAAAAUAAAUAACAGCUGAACCAUCAACACCUGCCAUCGUCUCCGUUACAGUCGUAAGGAAUACCAGUCAGGAAAUUGAACUAGAAGACCAUGGCGUAUCAAUGUUGAUUCCUCCGGAGGCUGUUCAUCAGAGUGACCCGUGCAAGAUCACUUUAACCCUCUUACAAGGCCCUCCCAGUGUUGACAUCCAAGAUGAUGAAUCAGUGAUCUGCUACGGGAUCAGAUGUGAUCCUCCAAACAUGAUCUUCCACCAACCUGUUAAGAUCAGGAUACCACACUAUGCCUUGGUCAUGAACCCUGAUCAAGUGAAACCAAACAUCGUUUCCCGUGUAUUGUAUCCAGGCACAGAUGUAACAAUAACAUCAAGAAAAAGAUCAUCCAGCUCACCAAAGGAACCACCAUACUGCAACGUUUUCAAGAGACAUCUUGAGCUGUACAUUGGAAAGUGUGCUGAGUGGUGGGUUUUUAUAUCUCUCGAGCAACAGGUGAUCCAACACCAACUUAUAUGCACUCCAUACAUCCUAGACAAGAUAGAGAGAGGACAAGAGUUUAAAGUUCACCUGCAGAUGCAUGCGGACCUUCCUGGGAUGGAAACGGAUAUACGAAAGGAGAAGAAGCAGCAGUCGUACCACAAGAGCCAUUGUUCCGUUCCCUUCAGUGUUGAAUCUAAGUCUGGUGACGUCACAGUGACGUGUCAUCGAGAGGGCAAACAAGUUGAAAGCAAGGUUCUUUCUUUGAAGGAUGUUUGUGGCAAGAUGAGACACAACAUAUUGUUGUCCGUGACUCCUACUGAUGAUAAUGCAAAAUUCACAGGGAUAACCAUUACGAUUACACAAGCUGGAAGCCUAGAGGUGUCUCGAUCAAUUGCUUUUAUCAUAAGACACACGGAUGGACAGGAAUACCUUUCUCCUUCUGAGCCCCUUUCAUUUGUUGGGGCUGUGGAAGAAGUCUUGAAAAGUGACCUGCCGGAUAUUGAUGUCCUUACAAUAGCCCAAACAAUGACAGUAGACCAGUUCUAUGAUUUGGGAGUAGCUCUUGGUUUCACCAUACAACAACUGGAUAUCAUAGAAUACAGGAGGUUCCGUGACAGAGAGCAGGCCAUCUAUGACAUGUUGAUGACAUGGAGAGAGAGACAACCGUCCGGCCAAUCAACAAAGGAAACGUUCCUCUCACUCAUGGAAUCUUUAGAUCUACCGGCAGAAGGAAUCGCUAUAUCAGACAUUGGACUCACUGGAGAAAUUCCUGACAGGACACUGCUCGCGUUCGCCCGUCAGAUCAGACCGAAAAAGUUCUUUGAGAUUGGCGAGAAGCUUGGAUUCAACACGUCAGAGUUACAACACAUCGAACAUCGGAUACUAUACAACAGGGAAAAUGCUAACAUCCAAAUGCUCUCAAGUUGGAAAGCAUCUCAGACUUCAGGACCCAAAACAAAGCAGACACUGAAGCUGGUUUGGGAGUCUGUGCAGGAUGUUUCGAAAGCAGAGAAAACCGAGGAUAGUGGAAAGGGCAUCGCUCUCUUGAAUACGAAAACUGCUGGCACAUCUCAAGCUUUAGCUGAGGAAUCAGAUCAAGAAACUGCGGAGGCCGAGAAGAACGAUUAUGACAAUCUUCCGGAAAAGGCGCAAAGUGAUGGAACAGACAGUGUAGAGCCAAUAGACUACGCCUUAGGACUAGAUUUCCUCGAAGCAGCGCAUGCACAAGGGCCCUCAGGAGGACAGACCAUGACACAGGAGCCUACAGCAACCACUAACCAACCUCUUCUAGAUGACAAGUCCUCCAAGAACCAAGGUAAUGUGGCCAGUGAAGUUGGCAAGAAAAUCCAAUGGGAUCUUUUGACAGACAGUCCUCAAGAACUUACCCUUCAAGAUAAUGAAGUAGUAAUAUCAUGCGGCGUCAGAUUUACGACUUCUGGAGCCAAGCUCAGCGAAACCUUUAAGGUCACAUUGGACCAUAAUGCACAUUUCACCAAUCCAAGACGUGCAGAGAUCGUCUUCUACACUCGCAACAAAGGUGGGGCAAUUACCAAAGGGACCUGA